AGUGUCAUGACAAACGCGGGGGAAAGCUCUAUGCCACAGCAGCGCCUGCAGCAGAGGAAGGAUUCCCGCCUCCACAUCACCCCCCCACCCCACUGCUGCUCUCUCCAGCCAGCAAUUUCCUCUCAGGUUCUGGAUUGGUCUAAAGUGAGACAGAGGGUUGGAAAAGAGCCUCUAUAUAUGCCUCAGAGGGCAAAGCAGUCCCAGACAGUUUUGAAGUUUUCAAAAACUUGUUCUGCUGGUAAGAAGUUGUCCUCAAAGCUGAGGAGCGAAGCCACUUGCCAAAAUGUGUAAAGGACUUGCAGCUUUGCCCCACUCAUGCCUGGAAAGGGCCAAAGAGAUUAAGAUCAAGUUGGGAAUUCUCCUCCAGAAGCCAGACUCGGUUGGUGACCUUGUUAUUCCAUACAAUGAGAAGCCGGAGAAACCAGCCAAGACCCAGAAACCCUCAACUGAUGAGGCCCUGCAGUGGCGUGAUUCCCUGGACAAGCUUCUGCAGAACAACUAUGGACUGGCCAGUUUCAAAAGUUUCCUGAAGUCUGAAUUCAGCGAAGAAAAUCUUGAGUUCUGGAUUGCCUGUGAGGAUUACAAGAAGAUCAGGUCCCCUGCCAAGAUGGCUGAGAAGGCAAAGCAAAUUUACGAAGAAUUCAUCCAAACAGAGGCCCCUAAGGAGGUGAAUAUUGACCACUUCACUAAGGACAUCACAAUGAAGAACCUGGUGGAAGCUUCCUUGAGCAGCUUUGAUGUGGCCCAGAAAAGAAUUCAUGCCCUGAUGGAAAAGGAUUCGCUGCCUCGCUUUGUGCGCUCUGAGUUUUAUCAGGAGUUAAUCAAGUAGCUGUUUAGUCGGGCUCUGAAAAUCAUCCUGUGAGUUAUUUCCUCCAUAAUAACCCUGCAUUUUCCAGCAAUCUAUGUAUCUUUCCACAGCAGCUUUGCUCAAAGGUAUCAAAACAGGAACAAUACCAGGAUGUUUAUCUUUAUCUAUUAUCUGAAUGCCUUCUUUCCCCAUUUUAUUCUUCCUGACCAUUCUUAAUUAAGCUCUGCUCAGUUUGUAGUCAGAUCCAGUCAGAACCACAGAAAAAUUCUGCCUAAGGCAAAGAAAUAUAAGACAAGAAUCUGAUAUCAUGGGAUAUGCAUUUAGGUAAUAGAUGUCCACCUAGACUGAUCUGAAAAAGAAUGUGGGUGUGAAAAGGCUACAUUCAAGAGUGCUUAAUUGAUCUCGCUUGUUUUAAUUCUGAUCUAGGGAGAGAGGUUGCCUCCGUUUCUGAACAUGGUUAAAGGUAAUAAGAUUUUUAUUAGGCAGCCACCAUUUGAUAUUUUAAGCAAAUACAUUAUUUAAAAUACUGAUCUUUCCCUUGGAGCACCUUUAUAUUAGCUGAGUAUGAAAAGUAAGAGACAUAACCAUGUAUAAAUUGUGGUUAUACAAAAUCGAUCUGAACACAAUUCUUCUUGAUUCUUUCCUUAGACCUUGCUCACUGACCCCUGCUGCAAAAGUUACCAAAUUCUGUUUUUAAUCCAUCACCUAAGGUCAACAAUGAAUUAUUUUAUAAAUGUUGCUAUUCCCCUAGGAUGUACAUCAAAUGCUUCAAUUUUCAAAUUAUUUAAAAUCCUUGUAAAUGUAAAAUCCUCAAAUUUCUAUAUUCAAUUGUAUAAAAUAAAGCUGUUGUUCCAUGGGAGUAGUCUCCCGCCUCACUAUCAAGAGGGCUAUACACCAAGAAGUGACAAUAUCAUCAACCCUAAAAUGGCUAAUUAUCCUAUGAUGUUAUUAUCAUAGGAUAAUAGUUAUUUUCAAAACAUCAAAUUAUUUUUGGAAAACAGUGUGACUAUAUGUAGAUACUGUCUGAGUGAGACAGUUUUAAAGGACCCUGCACUUUUGCAAAGGAAAAAAAGUAAUCUUUAGGCAACUUCUAUUUUCUCUCACUGUUUUGCUUCCUGCAUUAGUCAAUUGUAGAGUCAAAAGCGCAGAUUUAUACUCCUGACAUGCCUCAUACACAGGUUUAAACUUUAAAUGCUGUAUUUCAUUAUAAUUAGUCUUGCUCAAAUUUUUUCUAGUCUUUGAUAGGUUUAGUUAAGUAAUGAUUCACAUAAUUUAGUAGUAAAUAAAAUCAAACUAAACCAUGUUUGAGGGUAAUCAAGAUAAGGGUAUUGAGUUAAUUCAGAAGAAAGAGGGCUUUUUUUAAGGACUAAUAAAAUUCUGAAAUGUUUAAGUAGAAGAUUACAUUGUCUAGUCUUGUAUUUCUUUCUUUUGUUUUCCUUUUUCAUUCACAUACUCCUAGUUUCCCAUAUGUGUAGCUCACUUAUUCAGUUAUUUGCAAAGAAUAUUGAAAAUAAAGCAACUAUGUUACUCAUUCUUCAGGCAAACAUGAACUGUGCUGGUUGGAAUCUCUCUAUUUUUGUUAUUUUUAAAGGAUAAUAUAUCCUUCCUGAAUACUUGCCCUUUCACGUUCUGAAAUGGGUAGAGUACUGGGUGUGCUGUCAACAAUUGCUAGUGGUAUGAACUCAUUAAUAUUUGUCAGUGUUGCUCACUUCAAAGAAAGUCCUUCAUCCAGCAGUCCAGAGCUAUACCAGAUCAACAUUGUAAUCAUGGAGUUCCCAUCGCAUGUGUGUGUGUGGGAUUGACAAGGAACUCAGAGAAAAAUUUCCAGGGUGUACUUCCCGCACCAUCUUCAAUAUCUGUCUACACUGCCCAAAAUUAUUAGAAAAAGUCUCAGCCAUUUAUUUGUUCAUGCAGCUAAAACUGGUAGGAAUCUAAGAAUCUAGGCGAGUUAUUUUUUCUUGGACACCAAAACAUUUUUAGGAAAAAAA
Messenger RNA from Carlito syrichta (Philippine tarsier), 2796 nucleotides. RefSeq names its product regulator of G protein signaling 5 (gene RGS5). The transcript has 5 exons. NCBI's taxonomy places the organism in Eukaryota, Metazoa, Chordata, Mammalia, Primates, Tarsiidae. The record is from RefSeq and is a predicted model, not a curated record. The coding region runs from base 284 to 829 and encodes 181 amino acids.